Rotaria sp. Silwood2 is the source of this 393-nucleotide messenger RNA. NCBI's taxonomy places the organism in Eukaryota, Metazoa, Rotifera, Eurotatoria, Philodinida, Philodinidae. The record is from the annotation of a GenBank genome assembly.
AUGUCAAUCAACCAUAUUAUACCUGAUUCAGAAAACUAUUCAUUUCGUCUUGGUAUUCCUGAUGAUUUGAGAAAAGAAUAUCCUAUUAUUAAUAUGGCUUUAUUUGCCUUGACAAAAAUUUUACAAAAUGAUCAUCUACAAAAAAAUUUUUAUCCUCAUUUUAUUCCUAUUGAUCAAUAUCAAUAUGAUUAUCCGAAACAAGUAUCUGAAUCAAUACGAGCUCAAAUCAAACAAGUAUUUACUGAUGAAAAUUUACCAAGAGUAAUUUUUCAAGAUGAUAGUCAGCUGUUUGCGGUCAAUGAUUAUUCUAUUUAUGGGUUUUACAAUGGACGAUUAUUAGAACAAGAUGAAGAUAUAAUUUAUAUGAAAAAGGAAGUAAGGCCGAUGUUUUAG